Nelumbo nucifera (sacred lotus) is the source of this 1912-nucleotide messenger RNA. RefSeq lists its product as uncharacterized. The record is from RefSeq and is a predicted model, not a curated record. Gene Ontology annotation, molecular function: nucleotidase activity. NCBI's taxonomy places the organism in Eukaryota, Viridiplantae, Streptophyta, Magnoliopsida, Proteales, Nelumbonaceae.
ACAAGCAAUUGAAUUCCUUCCCCCAUUUUCUAUCUACUAGUAGUAGUCUCUACUCUCUGUAAGUCUCAAAUUGCUUCAUAAAUCUCUAAAUAACGCCAUUAGACUGGGUCUGUCCCGGGCAGGACGCCCUUUGUAUCACCGCUUUAUUACCAUCCUUUACGGAACUAUCUUUUCUUUUCUGCGUUCUAGGGUUUUUCAUUCUCUUCUUGCCUUCCCAACACAAAACCAACCUUCACUUCCUUCGUCUUCUUCUCUCAUCAUCAGUUUUAUCACAUCCCCUUCUCUGCCCAUCUGUUUCUGUGAUAGAAUUUCUGAUAACAGAAGAAUUUACUCUUCGAUGACGACUUCUGUUAAGAACAACUUCUUACCCCCUUCUCUAGUCUCUAAUCUACAAGAGGUUCUAAUUAGCAGGAAAGGUGGCGAAGACGAGCAGUCCAAGAAGACGGAUGAAUCCUCCGAACCUUCUUCUUCUUCUUCUCCUCCUCCUCCUUCCUCUUCGGCUGCUGUUGGCGUAAAUUCCGACCAAGAUUGCUCAAAACCUGUUGUAUUAAUCACUAAUGCGGACGGAAUCGAGGCACCGGGCCUUACUUUCCUGGUCGACGCUCUGGUCCGAGAAGGUCGAUGCAAUGUUCAUGUCUGCGCUCCCCAAUCGGAUAAAUCUGUUUCGGGUCACUCGGUGACUCUUCGUGAGACACUUGCUGUGACUUCUGCUCAAAUUCUCGGGGCUACAGCUUAUGAAGUUUGUGGAACACCUGCAGAUUGUGUCUCCUUAGCCCUGUCAGGGGCAUUGUUUUCGUGGUCUAAGCCUGCUUUGGUAAUCAGCGGAAUCAACAGAGGAUCAAGUUGUGGGCAUCAAAUAUACUACUCGGGUGCUGUUGCUGGGGCUAGAGAAGCUUUACUCUGCGGCAUACCAUCUCUUUCAAUAUCACUUAACUGGAAGAAGGACGAAAACCGUGAAAGUGAUUUUAAAGAUGCAGUAGAGGUCUGUUUGCCCUUAAUACAUGCUGCCAUAAGAGAUAUUGAGAAGGGACUUUUCCCCAAAAGUUGUUCACUGAAUAUAGAAAUUCCUACUUCUCCCUUGACAAAUAAGGGCUUUAAAGUCACGAGACAGAGUUUGUGGAGGUCUGUCCUAAGCUGGCAAGCUGUCUCAUCAAACAGGCACCAUUCUGCUGGGCAUUUCAUGUCCAACCAACAAAGCCUUGGCUUGCAGCUGGCACAGCUCGGCCGAGAUGCAUCUGCAGCUGGAGCGGCACGUCGUCUUAACACGCAAAGGAAGAAUGUGGAGAUAGAAUCAGUUGGGGUUGCAGGAAAGCCUGAUUCACAACGAGCAGUGAAGAAGUAUUUCCGCCUAGAGUUUUUAGACAAGGAGAAUGAAGAUAAGGAUGAAGAUCUUGAUUUCAGAGCACUUGAAAAUGGAUUCAUUGCAAUUACGCCCCUAACUUUAUCUUCACAAGUGGAGUUGGAGACUCAAACAUCUGCGUCUGAAUGGAUUGCUGCUGCUCUUGUGGGAGAACAAUGAAACAUCCUGGGACCAACGUUGUCAGUAAUUUGUGUACAUUUCGAGGCCAAUGAUACGGUUAUUCUGUUGCCAGUUCAAAGUGCCGAGUUGAUUCUGGUUUUUUUGUGCUUCCUUGUUUCCUUUUUUGUAUCUUAUAAAGCGGAAGCUUCCCCUUUUUAACUUACGUUGGCAUGCCAUGAUAUGCCUGGUCCGUCGUCCUGUUUACUGAGAUGCUGACAUAUUUGUGGUUCAGUUUCAAAGAAAUGUCUAUCCUUUUUAUUUUUUUAGGGUUCUUUUUUGUGUGUAUUUGGGUGGGAAUUUUGAUUUUCUUGUUAUACUUGAUGCAUGGUGUAAUUAAAAGAUGACCGGGUCAGUGUUUUUUUUUCUUUAUGAAGAUUUGAGCUUUUGCCAGAA